Molecule: messenger RNA, 1698 nt
Organism: Podospora anserina S mat+
Lineage: Eukaryota; Fungi; Ascomycota; Sordariomycetes; Sordariales; Podosporaceae
Exons: 1
Coding region: 1-1698 (565 amino acids)
Cellular component (GO): nucleus
Molecular function (GO): poly(A) RNA polymerase activity
Source: RefSeq, a predicted model, not a curated record
AUGCGGAUUUGGGGGGUUGCUCAGGAGGGGGACUAUGAUCGAGAUGACAGCGACGAAGGGCAAGGGAGAAAGAUGUUGACGGUGGCGAGUUAUAACGUUCUCGCUGAGUUUGAGUACCCACAAAAAGAGGACCGGUAUCCCCUCCUUGUGAACAACAUUCUCGACGACAAGGCCGACGCGGACGCGCUGGUCUUGCAGGAGGUCACGGAUGGGUUCCUGUCGUUUCUGCUCAGUGACGAGAGAGUCUCGGAUCGGUAUCCGUAUUGCUCUCACGGACCGCCUGAUCAGCCGGGUAUGGGGCCGCUGCCGAAUUUUCUCAAUAUGGUUGUCUUGAGCAAGGUCGCCUUUGACUGGGAAUCUGUUUCUUUCCAGAGGAAGCACAAGGGUGCUUUGGUGGCUAGGUUUCGACAUGUGGGAAAGUGGCAGGGGGAUGAGUUCAAGCCGGUUGUGCUGGCAGUGGUUCAUCUCAGUCAUGGACUUACUGAUGGGGCGGUGGCAUCGAGGAAGGGGGAUAUCAAGAGGUUGAUUGGGUAUUUGGAGGAGAAUUAUGGGGGGUGUCCUUGGGUGCUGGCUGGGGAUUGGAAUAUUGCUACUUCGAAAGAGGCCAUUCAGGAGGCGCUGGAGAAGAAGAAUGUUUCGGACCUUACGGUUGAGCAGUGGAAAGGAUUGGACACUAUUUUCAAGGACGCCGGCUUGGUGGAUGCCUGGGAGGUUACUGCUGAGGACAAGGAUGGUGGUGCAACAUGGGAUCCGCCUGUCAAUGGUGUUGCGGUGACUUUGAGUGGUGGAAAUAUCUGGCCACAGCGAUAUGACCGGAUUCUUGUUCGCGGCGAGGAUUUUCUCGAUGUGAAGGAGUUCAACAUGUUUGGUCAGGAAAAGGGCCAUGUUGGAGAUGCUGUCGAGGAGUCCUUCGCCAGUGACCACUGGGGGAUCCGGGCUGUGCUCAGCAUUGGAGGGUUUGGAGAUGACGAGAAAGAGGAAAUGGAACAGGAACAGGAGCCAGAAAACCCGCUUGUUGUGCCUGCUCAUCUUGAGAAGGCGCCAAAGGCACUCUCGGGGGCUGGCGGUAUCAAGGCUUGUCUCUCCGAGCUGAAUGUCACCCCCGGCGAGGAGGAAGCUGCCCAGAGAAGAGAGGCCUUUGAGCUGCUCAAAACUCUCCUUCUCGACGCCACCACUAAGACCCCCGCUGCCGCCAGACUCCAAUCUUUUGUAGUCGUCGUUCCCGUGGGAUCAUACGCUCUCGGAGUAUGGACAACGUCAUCCGACAUCGACGUCUGCUGCAUCGGCCCCUUCAGCUCCAACACAUUGUUCUCCGUUGCCUCCUCAUCCCUCCGCAAAGCCGCCACCCAGGGUGUCCGCAAUCUCCGCCGAGUCAAAGCCAACACAGGCACCAUGCUCGAGCUCGAAGUCCAAGGCGUCAGAAUGGACCUCCAAUACUGCCCGGCCGCCUCCGUUGCUCAACAGUGGCCCAACGUCCUCCGGCUCCCAGCCAAAGAUCCCGUCUGGUCCCUCGCCCCGCAGACCCUCAACAAGCUCAAAGCCAUCCGCGACAUUGAUUACCUCCGCCGUUCCCUCCCUGAUAUAGAAUCUUUCCGCCUAGCCCACCGCUUCAUCAAAACCUGGGCUAGAUCCCGUGGUGUCUACUCCGCCUGUUUUAAAGGGCUUCCCCGCUCCUCCUCUCCAUCCUCCUCGUUUUAA